CAAAGCGUCCGCUACGCUGCUGACGUGUACGUUGGGAAAUAGCUGUCGAGCUGUCUGUAUACUGUAGCCACUAGCUCCCAGCACUUCCUCUUCAUCACAAGCCUUUGUCAUUGAUAGACCACUAUGGAAUCAUCUGAUUUGGUACUUACUUAGCUAUCCGCUUAAAUAAGAACGGAAGACAAACCAGGGCAAUUUCACAGCCACAGGGAGCCACUGAAGAGGGGCCAAAGAGCUGCAUGUGGCUGUGGAGCUGCAGGUUGGCUUCUCCUGCAUUAGGGUAGUUUUAUGAGGAGGUGUGAGUGACUUGCACAACAACAAUGGGGAAGAGGAGGGUGCCCGAUCUGUACAGAGCCCCGUUUCCCUUAUACUCCAUUAAAGUGGACCCUAAAACAGGGCUUGUGAUCACAGCAGGAGGAGGGGGGGCUUCCAAGACAGGCAUAAAGAAUGCUGUGCACUUCCUGGAUCUACAGCUGGUUGGAGAACACCAGUAUAGUGCCACUCUCCUUCACACUCAUGAUACUGACACACGAGCAACCAUGAACAUGGCUGUGGGUAAUGGUGUGAUUGCUGCAGGACAGGACGGGACCUGCAGUCUGAUGAGGUUUAAGCACUGCACACAGAAAGAGGAAGGCAAAGCUUCUGCUACAGAUGGAGGGAACAGUGUGCAGCAUGGUAAUGCCAGGCGACGAGCUGGGAAAGGAGACAAAAGUGGACGGGACGAAGCUGCAGCAUCUGGAGAUUCGUCAGAUAUGAAGGACAAGACGGCUCAUAUCUCUGUGACUGCUUUGGCUGAAGUACAGUCAGACCUGAACCCCCAGGACCCACUCCAGAAGGUGGUCAGGUUCAGUUCUGACCUGAGUCUUCUGCUGACAGGAGGCACAGACGGACACAUACGAGUCUGGGAGUUUCCAUCCCUGAAGAAGAGGUUUGACUUCAAAGCCCAUGAAGGGGAGAUUGAGGACUUGGAUAUAAGUCCAGAAAACAAGCACCUGGUGACUAUUGGCCGGGACUUUUCUUGCAGUGUAUGGAGCGGCAACCAGUUGGCUAUGUGUCUAAAAUGGCUUGAAACCAUGCCUCAGAUAUCUGAGAAGACUUACCGAUAUAUGUCUUGCAGGUUUGGAAAAGUAGAAGACCAAAAAGACGCCCUGAGACUUUACACAGUCCAGAUUCCCCAUAAACGAGACAGAAAACCACCUCCUUGCUAUCUUACCAAGUGGGACGGCAAGAGCUUCCUGCCCAUGCUUACGACUUCCUGUGGCACAGAGGUCAUCUCCAGUAUGGCUGUGAGUGACACUGGAACAUUUCUUGGCCUUGGAACUGUGACAGGAUCAGUGGCUAUCUACAUUGCUUUCUCUCUGCAGAAGCUGUAUUAUGUACAGGAGUCCCAUGGCAUUGUUGUGACAGACCUGGCCUUCCUGCCCAACUCUCUGAAAGGCAAAAGUAUCAAAGGGAAUAAUGAAACAGCCAUGUUAAGUGUAGCUGUGGACAGCCGCGUUCAAGCACAUGCUGUCCCCAACCGAAGAUCCUUCCCUAUCUGGCUUGUGCUGUUCUUCUGUAGCCUCAUGGUGGUGGGAGUUGUCCUUCUCUUACAGUACCUCUUCCCAGGCUUUAUCUAAAUCAUGCAAGUGUUCGCACAAGUCUUUAAAUGACUUACAUUGGCACUGUUAACAUCAGCAGUCCUCAGUCCAACAUCCAAACCUCCCAGUGCUGCAUCACAACUCCCAGCUGAGCCUCUGAAGGCUCUUCCAGCUGCGGCGCUGACUCUGAACAGCUUUUCUGGUGCCCUGACAUCGUCCUCCUCAGCUCUUACUCAGGGUUGUUCCUCUUAGAUCUGUAAACCAGUGGAAUUACAGACUGUGGGAUUUUAUUUACUUUGAUCUAAUGUUUUUUGGAUUCAAGUGAAGGGCUCAGGAUCGUAAUAUUUAAGGGGUGGGAUCUUUUAAUUGACAUGUAAGAAACAAUGUAAAAAUAUAUAAAUAAGUGACACAUAAUGUGUCUGCUUUUGUUUUUUUUGUUUAUUACACCGACACUUUGAGUUAGCUGUUAGCCUCUUUGAAUAACUGAUUUUUAUGUGAUUUUCUUCAUUUUAUCCGCUAGUGGAAAGCAGAGACCAGAUAGUUUACAGUCCCUAUUGAUAAAAUGUUAAACAUGUUAAAACAUUAUUCUCUCAGAACAUGGGAUUUUUGAAUUCAAACACAGAGGAACGUCUUGACUUGCAAAGGGUUUAUGGUAAACAUUUCAGCACAAAGGUGCAAUAUCUUCUACAAAUGGAGAAUCAUUUGAUAUUACAAGAAAACAGAUGUGAGGAAAUGAGUGAAGUCGUUAUGAACAUGUGAGAAGCAGGGAGUUUGCGUAAAAUUAAUGGAAAUUUUAUUGUGGCAAAAGAUGGAUAUUCCUUUAUUUUAUGAAGACAUUUUAUUUAAACAUUCUGAAUGCAAAUGUUGCCCAGCAGAUGUACAAAAUUGUGAUUU
Epinephelus moara (kelp grouper) is the source of this 2471-nucleotide messenger RNA. RefSeq names its product prolactin regulatory element binding (gene preb). Bases 318 to 1616 code for a protein of 432 amino acids. Gene Ontology annotation, biological process: protein secretion. Gene Ontology annotation, cellular component: endoplasmic reticulum membrane. The record is from RefSeq and is a predicted model, not a curated record. Lineage: Eukaryota; Metazoa; Chordata; Actinopteri; Perciformes; Serranidae. Gene Ontology annotation, molecular function: guanyl-nucleotide exchange factor activity; GTPase activator activity; protein binding. The transcript is spliced from 11 exons.